UACCGAGGAAACCUUGCUGACUUCUGGAUUUACAGCCAAUCAAAAUACAACCUGCUUGCACUUUUACACAUUAACUUCUUGGCUAGGUUAUAAUGCCAGUAUUAAUGAUUUGUUUAUAGCUGGAUGACAUAAAGGCAACGUAAAAGGGAUUUGGAUUACGUUUCGAGUCUGUGACAAAGUAACAUAAAGUAAAGCUAUCUUACAGAAGAUAAGUUCACUAACCAAACGUCCGAAAUAAAGAUGUCGGCUACAAGUGCAUAUUUGGAAAAUCUAAUAGAGGAAUGCGGAGGAUUUUCCAGAUUUCAAUGGAUCAUGUUUUCCUUUAUGAUGUACAGUAAACUCUCUGUGACUUGGACGAUGAUGAUGAUGACAUUUGCCGGCGCGAUUCCAGAUUGGCAGUGUGGAUUUACAAACUAUUCGAAUCUUAGUACGGACCCAUCAAUAGAAACAAAGAAUAUAUAUUAUAUAGAUGAAACGUGCCAUCCUCCAACAAAUUCAUCUAUUGAGAAUUGUCAGGAAUUUAGAUUUUCGGAAAGUAUGUAUACUGUUGUUGAUGAGUGGACGCUGAUAUGUGACAAGGACUGGAUAGCCUCUGCAAUCACAACUAUUCAGAUGGCCGGCUUACUGAUCAGUUGUGUAUUAUCUGGGCAUUUGGCAGACCAUAUUGGCAGGAAACCGACAUUUUUUCUGUCGUUGGUCGUACUGACGGUACUUAAUGUUGUGGCGGGGUUUUCGACGUCAUGGCAAAUGUUUGCAGUUCUUCGUUUCCUUCUCGGCUGUGGUAUUGGCGCCAACCUGACUGUAUUCUAUAACUACUUGAUCGAAUUUAUACCUACAAAACGACGGUCAGUCGCCAUAGCAUUUCCCUCAUGGCCACUCUGGGCAUGCGUGUUUGGGUUAAUGUCGAUGUGGCUACAUGACUGGAAGUACCUCCAUUUCUCGAUAUCUAUACUGCUACUGCCCUGUCUGUUGAUGUGGUGGUUCCUGCCAGAGAGCUUCCGUUAUCUUGUCACCCACAAACGACUAGAUGAGGCGAAGGAAGUCAUUUACAAAAUAGCACGAAUCAACGGCAAACCGGAACCGGAUAUGAGUAAGAUGAGUUACCUUGUUGAGGAAGACCUAAAAGUCGACUCAGAACGGAAGUACAGUAUACGAGAUGUAGCUAUGUCCCCACAUUUACUGAAGAGUACGUGCUUACUGGGCAUUGCAUGGAUGUCUUGUGGGUAUGGAUAUUACGCGAUUUCAUUCGGAGUUCAGAGUCUAUCUGGAAGUUUGUACCUCAAUAUGUUUCUGCUGAGCGUAGUUGAAAUUCCAGGACAGGUAUCGUCAUACUACCUCACUAAUCGAUUUGGUAGAAAAUGGGUGACGUUGUUUUUGCUGUUGUCGGCAGCCAUAACAGGAUUUGUUGUGGCAGCUUUACAAAUAUCUGAUUUGGAAAUGAAGGACACCCUGAUCAACUGGUUCGCCCUUGCAUCAAAGAUGGGUGUGGGCGUUGGCUGGGGAACACUGAUCAUCUUAUCUACGGAGACAUACCCUACUGUAGUCAGAAAUAUCGGGUAUGGAAUGCUAAACUCGUUUGCUAGAAUUGGAGCAAUGGUGGCCCCACAAAUAGUAUAUUUGAACAGCUACAUACCAGGCGCCAUGUACUUUAUUUUUAGCGGUGUAAUGGUCAUAUCAUCAAUCGGUAUGUAUUUCAUCGAAGAAACAAACAAAAAACCUAUAGAAGAUGGUAUAGCAACAGAUGAAAAAGGGAGAAAGGAAAUGCGGAAUGUCCAAGGCCUUGCAAACGAAGCGUUCGACACCAGACUGUAACAUUAUCUCAUUAACGUGUUGAUUUCAUGUUUGAAACAUAAUGUAUAUAGGAAUAUGUAUUUGAAGCGUCUGAGUCUCUUAUAUGUCAAUAAUGCCAAACGACAGUCAUGACGACUUCUAUGAAAGUUGAGACUAUAGUGAUUAUAAGUGUGCUGUAGUGAUUAUAAAGUAAAACAAGUGUAUCAUGGGUGAGAAACAUGGUUACUUUUAUUAAGCAGAAACUUUUCGGUACAAAUCUGAACUACAUGUAUAUAUAACAGUGUAAAAGGUGAAUAUACAUUGUGAAUAUGUAUUUGAUAUAUGUUGUUAGUAGAUAAUCACACAGUUGUGUAGGCUUUAAAAGUACUACUACAUUAAAAAAACACAAUUAUUAAAUAAUAGAAUUAUUUUAGAUCCUGCUCAACAUUUGGUUUGACCCAUUUUAACUUCCUAAAAGUCCUGUGAUGCCACGACCAUGAUUACAGUGAUGACCUCGUGUAUCUCUGUCUUUGCAAUCCUUUAAGUGUGAUGUCAAUCCUGUCGUUUCAUUUCAUUUUAACAUAUUUUAUUGUAUAACAUCUAUACAAACGGGUUAGAUAGAAGGCUAGGCCUAUAUAAGUCUUCCCCAAUAUAAACAGAACAAUAGUAGAAUUAUAUUAUAACAAUUGAAAGUAGAGAAGUAUAAGAAAAUCGCAUAAUGUACAUUGUAAAAUCCUUGUAAGGUGUAUUGCGUUAGGAACAAGGUAUUGCAUUUGUAAAAUAAACUAGGAUGAUUGAAUUUUGAAUUUUUUACAGAUAAAAGAAGAAUACUGCUUUUGUAAUACGAUUGGUGUAAAAUAUAGCGUAUUUAUUUGUGUUGUUAUAUAGUAAGUGAUACAAUAGAUACCAAGUACUGAAUAUAAAACUGCAUGUAACCGCAUUAAUAUAGGGGAAUACAUGAAUAUUCCGCUACUGUAAUGACACAUGUAGGUGACAUACCCCGUGGUAGCCUGGGUCAUGAUAUCUAACAGUAUGAUAUACAUAUUUGUAGGCAGAGUAACAGACACCAGGUCAUAUAUAUCCUGACCCCAGAUUUUCAAACUGCGGCUGGUAAAUGCAUAAACAGCUUAACAAAAUAACAAUAUCGACAAACUAGAUAUGAGUGCCUAUAUAAAUAACUUACAGUUAAUAAAUACAACGUACUGUAAAUAUUCAGGCAUACGUUCUCUUAAAUAGAUUUUGUAAGUUCUGUAAAGUUAAUAAGAUUUUAGUGUGAAUUGGUAGUGAUCACAAUGUGCUGUGUAAUGACAUCCGUAUUAAUUAAUUAGGAAACCCGGAUGAUUUUUUAUGAUGAAUGACGGAUAUAAAGUUACAUAACGAUGCAUCAUCAAUGCAUUUGUGGUGAUUUAAAACAGCUUUCUAGGUGUAUAUUUUGUUCAAGACGAUCAAUUGCUACAGCAAACUGCGUGCAUAAAUGUAUUGCUAUUAUUGCGCAUUAGAUAUGGCAAAAAUGACAUUGUGGUUUGUUUUUUGUGAAUGUCCACUAUAUCAUGGUAUGUGUAGUAGGACACCACUUACUACGCUGAAACAGUCGACAUUAUUUACAUUAAUGUCGUACAUUGUGUUAAUACAAUGUCCACAAUCCUCAUGUCUUGUUUUUUAAUGUUGAUGAUUUAACGAGUGGCUGUAAGUGAAGAUGUUUCGUAGGCAUGUAGUAAUUGCUUUGCACUUUAUAAAAGGGUCAACUACAAAUCUGCGGUCGCCAAUAUAAACGGAAUACUUUCACCUAAACCACUCUAAUCAUGUUGUGUUGUAUACGGCAUUUGUUUUUGCCCGCUUUUAAACCAACAAAUGUCAGUAUGACAGAUUACACAAUUUCCAGACAUCGAACAUGCCUUUUAACAUUAAACAACACUGUUUCUAACAA
This is a messenger RNA of Pecten maximus, 3697 nucleotides long. RefSeq names its product solute carrier family 22 member 21-like. Gene Ontology annotation, cellular component: membrane. The transcript has 8 exons. The record is from RefSeq and is a predicted model, not a curated record. The coding region runs from base 241 to 1812 and encodes 523 amino acids. Gene Ontology annotation, biological process: transmembrane transport. NCBI's taxonomy places the organism in Eukaryota, Metazoa, Mollusca, Bivalvia, Pectinida, Pectinidae. Gene Ontology annotation, molecular function: transmembrane transporter activity.